Molecule: messenger RNA, 624 nt
Organism: Thlaspi arvense
Lineage: Eukaryota; Viridiplantae; Streptophyta; Magnoliopsida; Brassicales; Brassicaceae
Source: the annotation of a GenBank genome assembly
GCGGCGGCGGCAGAACCGGCAGGGUCAUCGUCGGCGAGUGAGGUGUCGAUUGGAAAACAAAACCCGGAUUCGGAUCCUGGAUCGGAAUCUGGAGAGCCGGAACUGAGAACUUGUGAUCUGCAGACUAAUGACGCAGAAAGGCCAGCCACUACAACCGAUGUGCCGGAGAUGGAGAAGUGUCCUGAUACCGACAUGAAUCCAGAAGUCCAAGGCUUGGUGACACCUUCGCCCGCAGGCGAAGUUGUGGCGGAAGCUGAGAAGACGAAAUCCGCAAAGAAGCGGACUGCAAAGGCUCCGUGGGCGAAGCUGCUUUCUCAGUAUCCUCAGAACCCUCAUCGUGUCAUGAGAGCCUCUGUGUUUACCGUUGGACGGCGAGGAUGUGAUUUAUGUAUCAAAGACCAAUCUAUGCCCAGUGUUCUAUGUGAAAUGAGGCAGUCUGAGCACGGAGGUCCAUCAGCUGCAUCGCUGGAGAUAAUAGGAAGUGGAGUUCUUGUUCAGGUCAAUGGCAAGAUUUACCCAAAGGGUACUUGCGUUCAUCUACGAGGUGGGGAUGAGGUUGUCUUCAGCACCCCUGGGAAACAUGCUCAUGUAUCCUUUUCAGACUGGAAAGUUGUCUACAUUUAG